CUGGCGAAUGUGCCGCUAAGCAGAGUUAGAGUCUGUUCUUCUUUCCCUUCUUGGGCCUAAGCCAAAAAGAAGUUGCUUUCGGACUGCACCUCCUUAGAAGAGAGACAACCAAAUCGCUGUCUUCAUUUCCAGGACCCUUCUCCCCCUCUGGGGAUCCGUUUCGGCCAGCUGUGUUGCCGGAAUGACUCAGCGGGCAGAUCACCGGUUUCUCCGUGCCCGUGGAGCCAACGGGCUUUGGUGAAUUGGAGCGAGCCGUCCCUGUCUCCCAGAAGAGAAAAAUCACAGUAUCCUGCUCAGGGACUUCCUCCUAUCAUCAGUUUGGAGUGGGUAUCGCUGCGAUUGAGAGACAGCUCUGAAGGGUGUCUGGGGUGGGUCCGAGACCCAGAGGGACCCGGUUCUGUGGCCCAAGUCCAGCAAUGCAUUGGAAGAACCUCGCUGCGGGAGCCAUCACCCUCAGCUUGCUCACGGUGCCCUUCGUGUCCUGGCUUUUAAUCUGGAACUGGCCCACCCACUAUCUUCCACAGUACCUUCCUUGCCCAGAAAUCUUCUCACUGCAACUGCGCUAUGCGGAAGAGAAGUCGUUCCAGCCGUUUCCCCGGUUGUCUUAUCCUCAGCCCAAAUGGCUGGAGCAGCACCCUAAAGGGGUCCUGACACUCACCCCAUGGUUGGCACCUAUCGUCUCCGAAGGAACUUUCAACUCUGAGAUCUUGAAUCGCAUCUACCGACCCCUGAACCUCACCAUAGGGGUCACGGUGUUCGCCAUUGGAAAGUACACGAAAUUCGUCCGUCGCUUUGUGCAGACGGCAGAGGAGUUCUUCAUGCAAGGCUACCGGGUCAACUAUUACGUCUUCACCAGUGAUCCCCAGGCGAUCCCCGAGGUGUCCCUAGGGCCGGGUCGCCGUCUGAGUACCGUCCCCGUCCGGGGAUACUCCCACUGGGAGGAGAUAUCCAUGCGGCGGAUGGAGGCCAUCAACCGGCACAUUGCCGAGACCAGCCAUCGGGACGUGGACUAUCUCUUUUGCCUGGAUGUCGAUAUGGUCUUCCGGAGCCCCUGGGGGGUGGAGACCUUGGGAGACCUAGUGGCCGCCAUCCACCCUGGCUACUACGCUGUGCCCCGCCAGCAGUUUCCCUAUGAAAGGAGGCCCUCUUCCUCCGCCUUUGUUGCCGAUGAGGAGGGGGACUUUUACUACGGCGGGGCAGUGUUUGGAGGGCUGGUGAAGAAGGUGUACGAGUUCACCGGGGCCUGCCACAUGGGAAUCCUGGCAGACAAAGCCAACGGCAUCAUGGCCGCCUGGCAGGAGGAGAGUCACCUCAACCGGCACUUCAUUACGCACAAACCGUCGAAGGUUCUGUCCCCGGAGUACCUCUGGGAUGACAGGAAGCCUGUGCCCCCCGGCAUGAAGCAGGUCCGGUUCUUGUCGCUGGAGAAGAACGCGAAAGAGCUGCGGAGCUGAUGAUAAAGAAGAGAAACGGACAGAGGGCAAGAUGGAUCGUUCUAUGCUACUGUUUUAUUCUCGCUUUGGUCUCAUCGGGGGGCAUUUCUAAUCGGGACCUCCCUCCAAAACCUGCCAACGUGUAAAAAAGCCUGGAAAGACAGUCCUCGCCCAAUAGGCAGACGCAAACCAGGAAGAGGCAGAGUCGCGGGAUCGUUGGGUGCGGCCCGGUUGCCCAAUGGGGAUGGUGGUGGGCACCGCCGGACUUUGGUCUCACUCCCCGAUGGCUGGGAGAGGAUAGUUGCGGGGAGGACAAGGGGAGCUUCCUUCCCAAGUUCCCAACUGGCCAGUGGAAAGGCCAGGGUGAAUGAGCUGGCUCCCUGCCUCAAUCGAUCAAUGCUAUUUACUAAUAUUAAUAAUAAUGAUGGUGUUUUCAUUCAA
Ornithorhynchus anatinus (platypus) is the source of this 1874-nucleotide messenger RNA. RefSeq names its product globoside alpha-1,3-N-acetylgalactosaminyltransferase 1 (FORS blood group) (gene GBGT1). Gene Ontology annotation, cellular component: vesicle; Golgi apparatus; membrane. Gene Ontology annotation, biological process: carbohydrate metabolic process. The coding region runs from base 417 to 1454 and encodes 345 amino acids. Gene Ontology annotation, molecular function: globoside alpha-N-acetylgalactosaminyltransferase activity. Lineage: Eukaryota; Metazoa; Chordata; Mammalia; Monotremata; Ornithorhynchidae. The record is from RefSeq and is a predicted model, not a curated record. The transcript is spliced from 7 exons.